This is a messenger RNA of Clunio marinus, 258 nucleotides long. Lineage: Eukaryota; Metazoa; Arthropoda; Insecta; Diptera; Chironomidae. The record is from the annotation of a GenBank genome assembly.
AUGAAAAAAAAGAACACUGAAGCAGUUUUUGAUGAUGGACUAUCGAUAAACGAACGUACUCAUUCUAGAGCACAUGGAGAGGAAAUGGUAAACGACACUUUGGUUGAUUACGUUCUUCUUUUUGUUCCAAGUAUAAUAAUCAAUGAAUUUGCAGUUGUUUGUAGAGUGUUGCAUCUGUUGAUGUAUCGCAAAACAUCAAUGUCAGUAAAACAUAUGUUGUUGCUAUCUCAUAAUUUAUGUUCUAUGAUGCAACAUUAA